GUGUGGUUGGUGUCAUCUUUCUAUUAUAUUUUCUUUAACUAUUACAUUAUUUUUAUUGUAUAGUUUUACGCCUAGCGAUCAUGUGGUAUUUAUUUAUUUAGUUAAAUGAUUAUGAUUUACAAGUUUGUGUCGGUUGUGUGAUAGUGCUAUCGUUGUCAAGCUCAGCUGGUCCGACGAGCGGUAAAAUUUCGCAUGUUUUUCUUAAGUCACGGAUAUCACUUAUUAUGCUCUAUUUCCUGACUCAAGCCGAAUACAAAGCUGAACGGGUGAUAUCAUAAUAUGGAUACCGAAAGUAUCGUUUGAUAUAUAAAAAAGUGAAAAGUGAAUCAAGAUGAACAACAAAUCAGAAGUUUUUGUGGAUCCAUCCCACCCUCCGCCGCCAUCGUCGACAUCGUCAGAUGGUGCUUCCACAGUCAGCACCACAGCUUCAACCAUACCAAGAUCGGAUUCAGUCAGACCUACAACUUUCAGUAAACCAUCAGGACUCAAACCUCCUUCUAAGAUUGGAAGAUUAUGUUCUAAUGCAGCCCCCAAGCCGGCUAUACCGAUUUCACCAAGAAGUGACGGCAGCUCUUCGGACACAUUGAGAAAGUUAAGCGAGGACUCUUCGAGAAAACAUUUAUCUGAUUUAAUCGAAGCUGAGGAGGACGAGGUUAGCAGCAGCCUUCCGGAGAGACGACGGUCCUAUCGCAGAGUAUCCACUAGCAGCAGAUCGAGUGUUACUUCGAUGGAUACGCUUUGGGAGAAAUAUCCGCGUCGUCUCAGCGAAGCAGGCCUUAGACGGUCCUCAGAUCACAGUGUCGUAUUGACUGAAGACACUGACAGUUUUAUAAUCGGGGAACGUGUUUGGGUCGGCGGAACUAAACCGGGGUUGAUAGCUUAUAUCGGUGAGACACAGUUCGCUCCCGGCGAAUGGGCGGGCAUUGUUCUCGAUGAUCCUAUAGGUAAAAACGACGGAUCCGUCGCUGGAGUCCGUUACUUCCAGUGUCCUGAAAAACGUGGAGUUUUCUCUCGACUCACAAGAUUGACCAGGGAACCCUUGGCAUCCCACGGACCGCACGAUGCCUCUCCCAUAUCUGAUGCUGGGAGCGUAUUUGAACGACCGCCCUCUGGAUCUGCUAGACCAAGACGUGCACAUUCUCCAAACGGCAGUGUACGAAGCAUGGUCAGCAGUAAGAUGAAUGCUUCUAUUUCAACAACUACCAAUGGAGACCUCCGUCUUGGCGAUCGUGUCAUAGUAUCUAGUAGCCGGGGAAGCAAAGCCGGUACUUUACGUUUUGUAGGACCUACCGAAUUUGCUUCCGGUGUAUGGGGAGGCGUUGAACUCGAUGAUCCUUUAGGGAAGAACGAUGGUUCCGUCGAUGGAAAGAGGUACUUCGAGUGCUCGCCGCGUUUCGGUCUCUUCGCCCCGAUAUCGAAGGUGUCCCGUUCUCCAUCAAACCGCAAGCCAGGUUCCUGUGCGAUUCACAGCAACGGUCGCGCGACACCGCUCAGACGCUCCAACUCUCGCGAGUCGCUCACAUCUCUCGGGACAUCGAUCGCGUCUUCCCGCGCGGGGGUGAGGCUCGGGGUGACGUCACUGGGCGCUCAGAGGGCCGGUCCACGCGCUACCUCAACCCCGGUGUCGGCGAAGAACGCGCUGCAGGAAUUAUUACGAGAGAAGCAAAUGCAUUUGGAAAAGUUAAUGCGGGAAAGAGAGUUGGAAAGGGCAGAGGUCGCAAAAGUAUCGAUACAAGCCGAUCGAUCCGAGACUGCAUUAGCACAGAUUAAAAAGGAAGCGACGCACAUAAACAACGAGAAUGCGAAACUCAAAGCUGAACUGGACAAACUUAACAAAAUGUUGGAGGAUGAACGGCAGAAGGUCGAAGAUCUCAUGUUUAGGAACGAAGAAGAAAAUAUCAACAAGGAAGACUAUAAUAAAUACAAAGAGUCGAUGGAGAUUGAAAAAUUGGAACGUGAAAAACUUAUACGAGAUCUCGAAGCGGAGGUGGCGCUUCAAGCGGCCCGAGCUGAAACUACGGCAGCGACUUUACGGGUAUUAGAAGAUCAAAGAAGCGCUGAAAUGAGCGCUUUAGCUGAACAACAUAAAGAAGAAUUGGUAGCUGCACAAACUUUAUCAUCAGAACUGCAAAAACUCCUGGAUGAAGCAUAUGCAUUGCUUCAAGAAAAAGAAUCUGAAAAGGAUUCUCUUGGUAAGAGCUUGUCGGAGGAGCUUUCUAAAGUCAAGAUAGAAUCAGAGAGAGCUUUGAACGAAGCUAGAACUAAACUGGCCAUAGCUCAGACUGAGUUUGAAACACAAGUCUCAGUUAUGAACGCCAAGCUGCAGUUGGCUGAAUCAAAACUGGAGACGGAGAAACAAAACGUGGAGAGGUUAAAUAAAGACAGUAGCGAGAUUGUUAUAGACUUGAAUAAUAAACUGAUCGCUCUACAAGCUAUGGUCGACGACAAAACAUUGGAAUUCAAUAAAGUAACUGGCGCGAGCAAAGAACACGAAGUUAACUUAAACAAGGAAAUAACGAAACUGAAAAUGGAACUCAGCGCUAAAAUUCUUGACUUGGAGCAGUUAGAAGACGCGAAGAAGAAACAGGAAACGCUUUAUAAAGCACUCGAAGACGAAGCCAAACGUGUCCAAGACGAACUUUCAAGUAAGGUCAGCGAAUAUGAAAGCAUUUUGAACGAAGCGUCACAGAAGGAAGAAAAUAGUAAAUCCGAGAUCAUGAAACUACAACAGGAACUUAACACAAAAACCAAAGACUAUGAGAAACUGCGCAAUGAAACGAGCCAAUCAAUAAACGCUAACGAGAAGCUUAUAGACGAACACAAACAAACAAUUCAUGAGAGAGAUAAAGAAAUUAUUAAAUUAAAAGAUGAGUACGAAAAUAUGACAGCAAGUUUUAACAUCAAACACACUAAGAUAGCCGAGGAACAUAAGAAAGAAAUUGAAAAUCGCAAUAGCAUCGAAGAACUGACUAAGGAGAUAGAAAAUCAUAAACAGGCUUUAAAUCAAAGCAAAAUUGAACUCGACACUUUGAAUACGCAGUUCACGUUGAAUAAUGACGAACUAAACGCGCUCAAGGAAGAAAAUAUGAAAUUAAAACAAUCGCUCAACGAACUCACGAACGCGAACACAGAACUCAAAUCACAGAUUGCCAAAAUGGAGCUCGAAAUCGGUGAAUAUAAACGUCAACUCGCCAGCUCCAUAGAACGCUGUGAGGAAAUCAAAAUCCAAGAGACGAUCGAAACAGAGUACAUGAAUCUCACUGGACAGACGACGGAUUCUAACGAACAAUUCAAUAAGCUCUCCCAGCAUCUUAAGAACACGGAAAAUGAACUUCAAGCUAUGAAAGAUAAAUACAGAGAUGCCUCCAACAGCUGCGGAAGAAUUGAACAAGAAUUUAAACAAAAAAUAUUUAAACUACAAGAAAACUUCGCAAUGGAAAGAGGUCAGUUGGUCAAUUCCAUCGACGAUUACGUUCAGAAACUGAAUGCGUCGGAAAAUAAGAUAAAAGAAUUUGAAGUUUUAAUCAAUGAAGCGACUAACCGUUUACAUGAAUUCGAAAAUCAAAAUGAUAAAUUACUAGACGAAAACAUGAUAUUGAAAACUGAAAUAGAAAAUCUUAGAAUUAGAGAGCAAGAAAUAAACAACGAACACGACGCUGUACGCAAGAAUAUAGAGAUUGAACUUGAAAAACAUAAGGAGGAAAUAACCGCACUGAAAGCUGAUGGGGCGACGUCUGAAGUAAAGUUAAUGGAAAAAGUAGACCAAUUGACUGAGGCACAGAAUGAUUUGAAUAAUAAACUGGAAGAAGCUCGCAAACAUGAAGAUUCCUUGCAAAAACUCUUAGAGGAUAUGACCACGCAAGUCGAUAACCAAAAACAUCAGUAUGAGAAGGAGGUCAAUAACCUGCAAGAGCAAUUAGUAUCAGUUAACGAAACACUGAACGCGCAGAAACAGAGUGAGUCACAAUUGAAACAGGCUCUCGAAGACAAACAGAACGCUAUUAAAGAAUUUUUAAAAGUUGAGAUGUUAGAAGUGGAUGUUAGAUCGAAUUGUGAAAUUAUAAACGAAAAAAAUAAUCAACUUUCUCAAGCUAAUGAGGAGCUGAAUAAAAUGACAGAUUUGAAGAAUAAAAUCGAAGAGCAGCUAAAUUCAUCUCUACUGGAGGCGUCGAAAUUUAAACAACAAUACGAAACGCUGUUACAUAAUUCAACGGCUGGAGAGUCACUGCUGAAGGAGCAGCUCGACCAGUUAGAGUCGGUUAAAACUCAGUUAGGGUCCAUAUCUAAUGAGAAGACUUUACUAGAAGAGAAAUAUAACGAAACCUGUAAAGAAGUUGCAAAUUUGAGAAACGAGCUCGAAGAUACUGGCAAGAAUUUAAAAGAUAACCUUGAAAUAAUCAUAGAACUGAAAAGAGAUCUUAGUGAAAAGGAACUCGUCAUCAGGUCACAGAACGAGAAAAAUGACACUUGUAAUAACAAAAGCCAACUAUUGACAGAAGAUAUAUUAAAACUACAAGAGGAAGUUAACAAUAAAAACAACCUGUUGGAACAAAAACAGAAAGAAUUAACGGUCCUUAAUGAAACUUUGCUGUUGGAAACUAAGAAAACACAAGAAACUAUUCGACGUUUAGAAAACGAAGGAACUGAAUUAAAAUCGAAGUAUGCGAGUGAAACUGAAUCAUUAAACAAUACUAUCAAAACAUUACAACAUCAACUAGACGCACAGCAACAGCUGCUCGGAGAACUUCAAAGUUCAAAAGAAAAAGUUAGUGAUUUGGAACAGUUGCUGUCCAAAUCCGAAAACGACAUAAAAAAACUUACAAACAUCAACGAAGCCCAGAAAGUGAAUUACGAAGAUCUCAAUAAACAAUUACAGAAACAAUAUGACGAUUACAAAAAAGAUAGCAAAGCUAUAAGAAACGAUCUGAAGAAUAAAAUUAAUGAUUAUGAGAAACAACUACAAGAUUCAAAAGACAGAGUGGCGUCGGAACUAGACGAACAGAAUAAACUCCGAGAGAAACUUGUUGAGGCCGACAACAAACUGUUGGAUUUAUCACAAAAGCUCGAACUGAUAUCCGUUCAGCAAAGUAAUAAUGAGAGCAAAGACGAAAGAUUAGAAAAACUGACUUUGGAACUGCAGGAAACGAGAAGAAAUGGAGCCGAGGCGUUAGCGAAUAGUGAAAAAACGAUUGCCAAAUUAAGAGUAGACAUUGAAAAUAGCAUUAGAGAUAUUAACGUUAAGGAUAAUCAAAUAAAGCAAUUGCUGGAAGAUUUGAAGACUCAGAAGGCAAAGGUGGAAAUAGCAGAAAGAGAGAAGGUCAUUUUGCAAAAAGAAAUGGUACAGAAGAGUAAAGACGUAAGAGACAAAAACGAUAAUGCAGCGGGUCUCUUGGGACAGGGCGAUACAGCUCAACAAAAGGCUGAUGAUAAAGAAGUUAUAGACGGACAGGUGAGCUUCUUGAACUCUGUGAUAGUAGACAUGCAACGAAAGAACGAACAGUUGACGGCGCGCGUGCAAGCCCUAGAGGGAGCCACGGUCGCCCCUGAGCCGCCAUUGUUUAACGGUCGCAAGACUCGUGCGCCGCGACUGUUCUGCGACAUCUGUGACGUGUUCGACGCUCACGACACAGACGACUGUCCGCGACAGUCCGCCGAGCCUACCCUCCCCACGGAGCGCAAACCUCCGCCUCCGCCGAGACCCUACUGCGAUAUAUGUGAAGUAUUCGGCCACAACACGGAGAACUGUGAUGAAGAAGAGACAUUUUAAUAGCUAUUUAUUGUAUUUAGUUUAAUCUAUUAUUACCAUUGUUGCUGUUACUUGUUUCUCUUGCGUAUUAUUUAUUAUACCAUGGAAAUGGUAGUCCCGUUUUGUUAGGUUAUAAUAAUAGUAGAAAAAUAUUUGUAAAUAAGUACUCUUUUGUUAUUGUUUUAUCGUGUUUUAAGUUCAUCGAGGGAUGGUAUUGAUUUUUCUUGUGCAUUGUCUGGUUAUAAUGCAUAAAGAGAAAUAGGCUAAUAAUCAGACACAGAUCGAUUUGCAUCACAGUCACAGUUUUAAACAUGGUUCGUCUUAAUCACACACCAACUUUUAUUUUAUAUUUUAGUAAGGGAACACCAAAUUAAAAUUUUAUAAAAUCAAUAAAAUGAUUAAAAUUA
Danaus plexippus (monarch butterfly) is the source of this 6153-nucleotide messenger RNA. RefSeq names its product CAP-Gly domain-containing linker protein 2 (gene CLIP-190). Gene Ontology annotation, biological process: cytoplasmic microtubule organization. NCBI's taxonomy places the organism in Eukaryota, Metazoa, Arthropoda, Insecta, Lepidoptera, Nymphalidae. Gene Ontology annotation, cellular component: cytoplasm; microtubule plus-end; nucleus. The record is from RefSeq and is a predicted model, not a curated record. Gene Ontology annotation, molecular function: microtubule plus-end binding.